AUGUCAAUUUUUCUUGAAGUUUUGAAAUGCCUCUUUUGUAUUGAAGAUGAGCGUGAGAAUUAUGAUUAUAAUCAGAUUCCCAGACAAACUUAUGAUUCUAAAAUUUCCUAUAGAAACCGCUCCCCACCCUUGACUUCUACUAAUCAAUCUCCAGCCUUCUAUAACUAUAAAGCCCCAUCACCUCCAUCUCAACCAGUCAAAUCUCCCUUUAGUUCAUCUUCAUCAUCCCCUAAGCCUCCGACAUCUUCAUCGAAACCGCUGCAAUCUUCUUAUAUCAGUACAUCUUCUCCAUCUCCUAAAUUCCCAACAUCUUCUUCUUCUUCAACAUUCCCUAAGCCCCCAACAUCUUCAUCUAAGCUGCCUCAAUCAACUUUUGUUAAUCCAUCUUCUUCCAAUGCAUCUCCAUUUAUUCUUGAAUUCCCAACAUCUGUAUCUAAACUACAACAAUCUUCUUCUGUUGAUCAGCGUUCAGCAUUGCCUAAACCCCCGACAUCUUCAUCUAAGCUGCCCCAAUCCACUCUUGUUAGUCCAUCUUCACCAUCCCUUCAACUCCGAACACCUUCAUCUAGACCAUCUCCUCCUAUACUGUCUACAUCCUCCUUUAAACCACCUCAGGCUUCAUCAAAAUCACAUUCAUCAUCGCCAAAUCCUCCAACAUCUUCAAAACCAUCACCAUCCUCGGGACGGCCAGCGUCUUCCACUACACUCCCUCCAAUCUUUAAGCAA
Prunus persica (peach) is the source of this 726-nucleotide messenger RNA. RefSeq names its product putative protein TPRXL. The transcript has a single exon. The record is from RefSeq and is a predicted model, not a curated record. The annotation marks the transcript as partial. NCBI's taxonomy places the organism in Eukaryota, Viridiplantae, Streptophyta, Magnoliopsida, Rosales, Rosaceae.